Molecule: messenger RNA, 4993 nt
Organism: Engraulis encrasicolus (European anchovy)
Lineage: Eukaryota; Metazoa; Chordata; Actinopteri; Clupeiformes; Engraulidae
Exons: 17
Coding region: 327-2834 (835 amino acids)
Cellular component (GO): nucleus
Molecular function (GO): zinc ion binding; nucleic acid binding
Source: RefSeq, a predicted model, not a curated record
CCAACAACAAAAUGACAACAGAGCUUGACAGGAGAAAGUGUUGUUGUCGCUCGCUCGGUACGCAUUACAGUAGAAGUCACUUCAACACUUUUAGGUUCUAUUCGUCAGUGUUGGCCUUUCCAAACAUCUGGGACUAUGGAUUAGACAGAUCUGAUGCACCGUUCUAAGUCACACCACAGGACACCAUAAAAUGAACCUAAGCAUUGCGUGACAGAAAGAUUGCAAUAUGAAGACAUAUUAAGAGGUUAAGAGUCACCUUAAACUUCCACAGCACUCUCCAAUAACUGAGCACAUCGCCUGUACUAGACCUAUCUGAGCUGAGCAAGAUGUUCAACAGCCACCUGCAUCCACACCAGUUCCAUCAGCAGCAGCAGCAGCAGCAUCAGCAGCUGCUGCGGCAGUAUCCACAUGUCCUGGCCCAUCAGCACAUGCGACCGCCCGCGGUGCACCCUCCACCGCAGCCCCCCCGCCCUGCACAGCCUCCACAGGCCCCGCACAUGCACUACCCAGCUCAUGCCCACCAGAGGCCAAGCCUGGUCCCUGCUGCGCUGCACCCAGCUGCUCCACCCCCCCACCUGUGCCCCCCCGGCACUGGCCCUGUCCCCAUGAUGGCACCUGCAAUGAUGGGCGGAGCCAUGUUCAUGCAACGCAUGCAGAGUUUCUCGGUGGCUGGCGGUCCCCAGUUUACCCAGUUCUUCAUGGCGGGAGUCCGGCAGUCCAUGCUGAGGCCGCCUCACCCCGUAGCUCCAGUCCGGAUGCCCCAGGCCAGCUUUGCACCCGCCCGCUACCCCACUGUCCCAACUACCAGUACCAGUAGCAGCAAUAGCAGCUGUAACAGCAACAGCAGCAGCAGCAGCAGCAGCAGCAGCAGCAACAACAUCAGACAGGAUCCUCUUACGCCAUUGGCUGAGAGCAGGAGGGAGGGCGGGGAGACGGCAGGGAAAAGCUGUGACGUGCAGGGCGAUGCCCUUGGCACAGAGGGCAAAGAUGUCACCAUACCAGCAGGAGAGGCAGUGGAGAAGGAGGAGAAUGGCCAGACUGCUACUCAGCAGGAGGAGCCACCAGCCAAAAGGCACAAGACCAACGGCUGUGGUGAAUCCAAUGGGAGUCUGCCUUUGGAAACUUCCGGCCCGAACACUGUGGAUCAGUCCUGUGCUGAGAACAGCAGAGAUGUACUGGAGAAAGAAGCUGUGACCACUUUGGAGGCAGAAGAGAGAAUAGAGGACACCAGGCCCUCCGAGGUCCUGGGCGUGGGGUCUUCCCUCAAAGUGACUAUCCAGCAGACCAGUGAGAGUCGAGCAUUUAGCACCGGCCUGGAGGAGCCAACCAGUCACAGCCAGGACGGUGAUCAAAACCCCGCCUCCAGCCACUUUGUCUGCUACAUAUGUAACACCUCGUGCUCCAGCCAGGAGGAUUUCCAGAGCCAUAUGAACACACUCCAGCACCAGCGUCGUCUGAUGGAGAUUCAGCACAUGAGCAGUACCUGCCUAGCCAAGCUACUGCCCAGCCUCACAGGACACAGAGAGCGUCGUCCUCCAUUGCAGCGCUGGUGUGCCACCUGCCAGAGCCACUUCUCAGGGGACCUCAUCGAGCACCGCCGCACCACCGAGCACAAGGUGUCCAAGCAGUCAUCGCGGCCCUUCUGCACCAUCUGCGAGAGGCACUUCAGGACGCCGCGCAAGUUUGUGGAGCACAUGAAGUCCCUGGAGCACAAACAGAGGGUGGAGGAGCUGAGAGAGGAACGAGAGCCGGAGCUGUUGGAGGAGCUGAUCACGGUGGAUGCGGUGGGCUGCUUUGAGGGGGAGGAGAACUAUGAGGAGGAGGAGGAGGAGGAGGAGGGUGGCAUAGCUGCAGAGAUGACUGGUCACAAGUCGGUAGCUCUGGAGGACAUGGGAGAUGACGAGCAGUAUGACCCUGACACGCAGUACGGUUCCAGUUUUGUGGUUCCUGUGGCUGGGUUCAUUUGCCGCCUGUGCCACAAGUUCUACCACUUCGAGUCCACAGCUUUGCAGUCACACUGCCGAUCCCUCACACACUUUCAGAACCUGCAGAGGUACAGAAGGAAGAGGCGGCUUGGCUCGACACAAGCGGCAGAGCGAGAGAUGGAGGGUGGAGUUUCACCUUUGACCCCUGAUGAUGACCCCCAUGACCUUGAGGAGGAGGAGGACCCUGAGGGCGAGGAUUGGGUGUCCCUUCCUGUGACGCAGAGAGCAGUGGGGGUGGGGGUGGGGAAGGACGUUGACAACGCAGUCUUGAACUGCAGCCGCAAGCGCACCCACAAGCGUGCUCUAGUCACAGCCACCAAGGGCAAAGCAUCUCGUGGUGGCAGAGGCAAAGCAAGGCCCACCGCAUGGGCAGUCGCAGGUUCAAAACAGACCCACUCCAGCCAUGGAACUGGUGCUGGAGCUGGAACUGGUGAGAGUUCAGCUCGUAGGACUCAAAAGCGAAACCGUCUCCCAUCUCACUGUGAGAAGAACCCACAUAACUCAGAGGAGGAGGAAGGAGAGGGGGAGCAGGAGGAUUUUGGCAAUGGAGUAGCAGGGGGUGGAAGAGGGGCCCGCUCAGGGGCCGAGCCCAGAUCCUGUGACCCUCGGGACAGGCCCAAAGCUGCUACGCCUGACCCGGACCUGGGCUCGGACCAUGCCGCUGGUACAGACAGAUAUGGGGUCCGAGGACCAGCAGAGACACACCAUCAGCAUGCUGAAGAGGAUGAACAACCCCUGCCUAUGGACCAGGGUCAGCGGACACACUCAGCUAGCCGGCAAACACACUGUCCUACUAGUCAACAGACGCAAUCCACUAGGAAAUCAACACGGACCAGUAAGAGAUUGUGAGGGUGGGUGAGUGGGAACGGUAGCCAGUCCAGUUUGGAACCAGUUGUUUUUUUCUUAAAUGGUCUCACUCUUGACCGUUUGAGGACACAUCUCAGUUGGCAGGAUCAAGUCCAGCACGGGAUCUCCAGAAAGAUGUGUGGUUGCAUGGGGGUCAGUUGCAGGUUUGGGGAGCAGUGUUGCCAGAUGUGUCAGAUCAAAUCCCACCCAAAAGGUGCUCAAAAACCACCAGGAAGCGCUAAAUUCAACCCAAUUUGAACAAAUUGUAUUGAUUUCUAAGGGCAUUAAACUGCAGAAAAUAACACCAAAUGGCAGAUUUUUCCCGUUUUUACCCGCAGACGGCCAUCCCAAGUAGCCCAAUUGGGCGGGUAACCGCCCAAUUUGGCAACACUGUUGGGGAGUCAGGCAGAAUAAAGCCUGAGGUCUACAACUGCAGUAUUACUGAAGCAUUACUGCAGUUCUGGGCAGUGAAUGUAGUAUUUCGGACAUGCAAACUGCAAAAAAUAAAACAGCAUUAUACAGUCAGUUGGACACGUGAACACUGCAAUCCUGCAACCCUGAAAAUGGUCUCCCAACUGCACUGAAAGCAGGAAAAAGAUAAAAGAUGAAACACAUUUUGUUACAACAAUUUGCACUUCUUGUUUCACUCCUUUGAAAACAUGAGCUGCUUAUAGUGCUGUUACCAUGACAACUCCUGGUUGAUCAGGAAGGGACCAAUACCUGGCAAAAUAUACUUUUCUAUGGUCUCCACACUGUAACUAACUACUGAUGAUGAUGCAAUGUUUCAAAACUGUCCAAGUUGCAAAGAAUAUUUGUAACAAUAGCAAUGAGUUUACAUCACCUACCAUAUUUCAGUUCUUUGUCAAUGGCAUGACUGCCGUGGCCACACCUUUUCAGUCAUCAAGUGUUUUUUCCCCCCUCCAUUACUGGUGUAGCACUCAAUACAAAAUGGUUUGAUGUCUAUCCUUGCAGCCACUGAAGAGAUUAAGAUGUAAGCUUUGUGGUUGAAUUCUUGACAAAAUCAGUUUGGGUGUGUUACGUGUUACUCCAUCUUUUAAAGUGUUUUUUUUUGUGUUGCUGUGAUUCUUUGGCAUUUGUAGUUCUUUGCUCAUUGCCUCAAUUAAACUGACCUUAGGUAAUUUAAAAAAAAUGAUGUGGCAGUAUAUUCUUAUUGAUCAGUUAAUUUAAGCCUCUCCUGUCUCAAAGAGCAGGGACCAAUUGUAAAAUACAAAUGGUUUAGUUUACUAACCCAGCUAAGUGAAUAAAUGUAUCUCUCUCUCCAUUUAAAAUAGCACAACGUAACACUGCGUAAUUUUAGAAUGCUAAAAACUGCACGACACCAAAACUGUCUUUUGAAAAUAUCCGGGUGACAUUGCCCGUGGCCACCAGUGGUUCACCAAAGUCAAAUCUUCAGACAGAGGCCACACUGUGAAACCAAGCCCCCAGGGCAUUCUUAUUGCCACAGCUACCACUUAACUCUUGAGUGCAUUCCAAUAUGCGACCUUGCGUCCUCCGCUUGUGCUUGUGGCCUCUUACCAGGAAGUAAUAUGUCGUGAUGACGGGACCCACUAGUUUGACGCCCUCUCUGUACUUACGUGGUACGUCACAUGGUAAUCAAACAUUUCAAACAAGCGAUUUAAGGUUAGGGUUAGGGUUAAGGUUAGGGUUAAGGUUAGGGUUAGGUUUAGGAUUAGGAUUGUAUGACGUAAGCGGUAAGUACCGAAAGGGCGUCGAAUUAGUGAGUCCCUCGUGAUGACAUCACUGACAACAGCAUUAUAUUUCAAUAUCUCCCAAAAGCUCAAUUGUAAAGUCCUUUUCUCAUUUCCAAACAGGAUGGUAAAUGAAGAAUAGUCCCCCAAAAAUUGUUUUGGCUAGGCUGACUGCAGGGAAACUUAAUUGUUUUCUGCACGGAGGCGGGGCAUCAGCAAAACGUGAGGCCACAAGCCCAAGUGGAGGUGGCAAGGUUGCGUAUUGGAAUGCACUCUCUGAGUCUGCAUUGUUAAGUAUGCCUCCCUGGAGUAGUAUUUACACAUGUGGUUAAAAUACAUACUUUUGUAACCGUAAAUGAGGUGGUCGUAAAUCAGCUACAAGAAGAGACUACUACUGGCGUUGAUUUGGUCAUGAGAGAGACAUGCUCUCUUGUACUAUCUGGUUAACUUCCU